Molecule: messenger RNA, 258 nt
Organism: Exophiala oligosperma
Lineage: Eukaryota; Fungi; Ascomycota; Eurotiomycetes; Chaetothyriales; Herpotrichiellaceae
Exons: 1
Coding region: 1-258 (85 amino acids)
Source: RefSeq, a predicted model, not a curated record
AUGGUUGCUCCGGGUGCGACGAAUACCCCACUGGCUCAGGUUCAAAUGCCGGACCAGAAGGAGGGCAAGAACAAAGACGUCUAUGGUCACCAAGAUCGAGGGGAUAUCAUGGAUUGGGCGCGUCUUCAAGUCCCUCUGAAGCGCUGGGGUGAGGCUGGAGAGUUGGCUGAUGCAGCAAUCUUCUUUCUGAGCGAGAAAUCCAGCUACAUUACCGGUCAGGUCCUUGCAGUAAAUGGUGGGUGGCCUCAAACAGGGUAG